Molecule: messenger RNA, 2478 nt
Organism: Penicillium coprophilum
Lineage: Eukaryota; Fungi; Ascomycota; Eurotiomycetes; Eurotiales; Aspergillaceae
Product: putative C6 transcription factor
Exons: 4
Coding region: 1-2478 (825 amino acids)
Biological process (GO): DNA-templated transcription; regulation of transcription by RNA polymerase II
Cellular component (GO): nucleus
Molecular function (GO): DNA-binding transcription activator activity, RNA polymerase II-specific; zinc ion binding; RNA polymerase II cis-regulatory region sequence-specific DNA binding
Source: RefSeq, a predicted model, not a curated record
AUGGAUGUAGGGAAUGCCCAGCCCGACCGCGUGCGCAAGCGUCGCCGCCGCACAAUGGCGUGCACGCAGUGUCGCACGCGCAAGUUACGAUGUGAUCGCGAAUAUCCCACUUGCAGUCGCUGUUUAAAGAGCAGAACCCCGAGCAAAUGCACAUAUGAGGAUGGCUUCUUAUGGCAGCAGCCAAGCACUGUCGCGACUACUGCAUUUGUCGCCGACCAAAGAUCUACAGGGUCUAUGCCUGCAGAUACCCCGAUUGACACACCUCCAGACUCGGGAAUACCAACUGUGUCAACCCGGACGGAGCCUUUCCCAGCGAGCGAACCUCCACGCAUGGCUAUGGCUGGUAGCCCAAUGCAUCAUGAUUACCAUGGCCUUACGGGGCAUGCUCUUGCACCGCCUUACAGAGGUCGACCACACGACAGAGAGCGAAAGGACUGCUUUUUGGAAACCGUUCUCGGUGCUCCGAAGGCUGCUGUCAAUCAGGAACCUUAUGUGAACAUGGGCUUACAGCGUCCCAAACGCCCGGCGCCUGCAUCAGAGCAAGAUAUGCAAGCACCAUCGCGGGUCGUUUAUGCGCAUCUUGACGAAGAAGAGGACCCGCUGUCACCUACGGACCAGCUAGACCUUGCUCCUCGCAUGAUGAUGAGGGGCCAGGAAACUAAAACGCGCUUUAGCGGAUCAGGCAUCUUUGCUAGUCUAGUUGCACAGUUUCCGGAUAUAAGAUCGUUUGCAGAAGAGAUCAGACUUUCUACUCCGAUUUUCGCGCAACUUCAGCCAGAUCUGAGGAGGGUCAAACGCGGGCUAUUCAAACUCAUGGUGCUCAAUCGACCCUUCCCUGACCCCACGACGGCUUCGUUAAUUAACAUGCUGCCGUCGCGCGGCGUGGUUGAUGAACUGAUUGGGUUGUAUAUCACUUAUAUCGAGUCCACUCACCGCAUUCUCCAUGUUCCAUCCUUCUUACGAGAGCUUGAACAAUUCUGGGCCAUGUUAGAUAGUCCAGCCUCAAUAUCUGCUGCCUUUACAGUUCAGGUACUGUUGGUCCUUGCCUGCGCAUGGAACCUCGCGGAUUUUGCUAGUCUGCAGUCAAAAAGUGUGGGCGAACUCAAGUGCCAGUCGGCAAUGGAAUGGACGCUGCAUGCAGAAAAAUGGAUCGAGAAUCUUCACACUAAGCGCCCGGAGAUCACAUCAAUGCGGCUGUCUGUUUUAUUAAUUUUGGCGCGCAACUCCCACGGGAUGAAACGCAGCCAAGCUUGGCUCACUACAAGUACAUUGGUCAAGCAAGCAAUGAUGGCAGGAUACCAUCGCGAUCCGAGCCGGUACGCACGGAUCUCUGUAUUCAACAAAGAGAUGCGACGGCGGCUGUGGACAACCAUUGUGGAACUGGACCUGCAGAUUGCUCUUGACCGAGGAAUGCCACCGUCAGUCCAAAGCUUUGACUAUGAUGCGGCUCCGGGGCUGAACAUUUUCGACGACGAAAUUCACGAAAAUAGCACCGAGGUUCCCAAAAGCCGACCACUGGGCGAAGUUACCGACUCGUCAUUCCAGUCUAUCCUAAGCCGUUCGCUACCUCUGCGCCUUCAGGCUUGUUCUCUCAUGCACUCUCCACGAAUCAACUGUCGAUAUGAGGAUAUCCAGCGCCUGGAUGGUGAGCUCAACCGACAUCUCUCUCGAAUUCCUGCGUGGGUGACAGUAGAUUCCAACGACAUUACCACCCAACACAAAGUAAUACUUUGGAAAGGGUUGAUUGAGACUAAACUCUCGCAGACUUUACUAUCUGUCCACACCCCUUUCGCCAUUGAAGCCCGACGAGAAUCACUAUUUGCCUCCUCUGCGCGUACUCGCAUGGAUGCCGCCACCAGAAUAUUGACCACCCAGCGCCGGCUACACGAGAUCUCGCGAACGCUGUCGCUAUGUAUGCUUGGCGAAUGGACUAUUCAUGCCUAUAUUUCCAUCUGCCAAUUGCUACACACAACCGAAUGCGACACCUCUGCCCCCUCUUAUCCCAUCUCCUCGACCUUCAUUCUCCACAAUAUACCCGGAGUCCCCGAAUCGCUCCUAUCACUCGUAGAAACAGCCUUGAUCGCCUUGGAAGAGCGUUCCCUUUUGGUGACCAAGGGAGCCAAAGACUAUUAUUUCCUAUCAACGAUCGCCGCACUAGUCAAAGCCCGACUCUGGCCGGCACAAGCACCUAUGUAUAAGCAGCAGGUCGUCGAACGAGUACUGUCAUUUGCGCAGAUUCUCUUCUCUCGGCACAUGAACUGCGAUCACCUCGGCGACAAAGGGGUAGGUAAUUUCAAAAACAACCAGCUAGCUGCGUUCAUGGCCGCUCCAAUAAUGGUGCCUGUGAUGCAGCCCGAAUUCGAUCCCAAUGGGAUGCUUCCGCCACCGCAACCUGGCGCGUUACGGCCUGAUGAAUUCGAUCCUUUCUUGGAGAUCUUCGAUUGGGAGGAUCUGACAAGUAUGACGUUCCCCUGUUGA